GACGCGUCCGUUUAGGAUCGAAUUACACGCUUCCCAUCCCAAAGUCUCACUUCCCUAUCGGGGCCGUUCAAACGCCCAAAGCCCUUGCACGCUGGGUAGUCCACUCUUUUGGCCGCACAUCGCUGGCGCUCCAUCUGUUCAGUUUUGAACCUGCUCUUCUUCACUAAACAACGCCCCACCGUUUGAGAACCGCGGGUCUACGGGAAAACGCUCUACAGGUAGUCCUCGACUUACGACGGGGAUCCGUUCCUAACGCGGCGUCGUAAACCGAAUUUCGACAUUGCCUUAUGACUUCCGCCGCACGUGGAAUGAGGAUCACGUACAAUUCGACUUACGACGCUAAACCUCGCAAGUCGGAAUGUAAACUUUACAGCGUCGUAACCACGAAACGACGUAACUCGAGACCGUCGUAACCCGAGGACUACCUGUAUAUACAUGUAUUAAAAAAUUGCUUCUGCAUAAACUGAUCAGUAUUUGCUUCAAAUUGCUGGUAUUUUCUACACAUUGUUAAUAAUGUACUCAAAACAGUGCAAAACUUUUAAGCCUGUAUACUUGUAACAGGGUUGACCUACCGGUACCUAAAAAGCUAAUAGUAAAAUAUCAUUCGCUUCCACCACCGUUAAGUCUCCCGACCACACUGCCCCGCCGCUCACUCCGCUCUCCCUUCGUCACGAGCGACCCCGUCGCCCGGUCAUUGACACUGUCACCCGGCCAGUGACCAUCACCAGCCUCCACCCUCCUUGGGUGCGUGCUGUCUUCCAUCCUACUAUAUACUUACCACCAACAUCAGGGAUUAUUUCCUUUACCUUGUCUGAAAUGUUGUCAUCUGACACUAAAGCACUAUAUAUACAAGACUUCCAAAAUAUCCAGGUAGACCUGAUCAAACCAAUUAUUAUUAAACAAACUUUGUCUACAAGUUUAAGUACAAAAGCAAAACAGAUAAUGAAAAAAUAGCUACUUUUCUAACUCUAAUCUCUAUUUUUAUCCAGGUAUGAAAAGUCACUAACCGAUUGCCGUCUUGUGCAUAUUUAUUUCACGGGAAUUAUAUAGACACAUAUAUAAAUACCUGGAAGAAACAUCAAAUUUUUCUACGCCGCCCAUUUCAAGUACACUAUCGUCCUGAUAACAACGCAUGAUGUGAAUGUGUUCAAAACAACAUCGUUAAAAAUCAAUACGGAUUUAAACGUAUUACAGGAUCCAUACCGCGGACAGGAGUUGAGCACGAACUAUAAUAUCCCUGGACUGCUGGCAGACGAUUUUUUCCAGUUAACUACUAAAACGAGCCAUGAUACAAGAAAGCUUCCGGUUUUAUUACGGCUCGCCGAGACCGACAGUAGACAGACAGCAAUCCAGCUAUACAGGUCUUUAGUCCCACGCGCGCGGCUAGAGUUGGCUGUCCUUGUUAUUUAUAGUCUCUGGUUGAGAGUAAGACACGUCGCGUUACCAUCUCACCAGUCUUUACAGUUUCAAAGUUCGUAGUGCAGAUCUACAAAGUUAUUAUUAAUCUGUGAUAAAAGCCGAUCAAUUUAAAAUUGGAAAGAGUAUUGUCCAGAUAUCAAAUUAUUCAGUUUUCUUAUCACAGCACUUACAAAGCGUUGGGUAGUUUCCCAUGUUGCUUAGCAACUGUAUACAUCGUCGUUUCCUCCCUUGAACGUGCAUCUUGGAAAGAUAAAAUGCUACUUAUGCAUGGCGUUUUGUAGUGAUAUAUUUCUUUCAUAGUUUAAGACCAAACAGAUAAGGUAAUCUUGAGUGUACGUUAUCAUCACAGAGCCAGUGUCCGAGAGGUCAAAUAUAAGCAGAGACAGCAAUCAAGGAAACUGCUAUGGACAGCAUGCUGUGUCUGAACACAAGUACUACUUUCCAAUCCAGUAUAGGCAGCAGUCUUUCAGAGGUGAAGUACAAGAGUGGAGCUAACUUUUCUGGUCAUGUACAGAACUAUAAGAAGAUAGGCAGUGGGACUUUUACCUGGCCUGAUGGUUCAUUCUAUGUGGGAGAGUAUGUUGAUAACUAUCGCCAUGGCAAUGGUCUCCAGCAGUGGGCUGAUGGUACUCUGUAUACAGGCUGUUUUGUUAAAGAUUUUAGGCACGGUGAAGGUGCCAUAAAGUGGUCAAAUGGAGAGACAUAUGAAGGUACCUUUUUCAAGGAUCGCCGCCAUGGAAAGGGCAAAUAUACUUGGCCUGACAACUCAUCUUACAUAGGAUCUUUCUAUAUUGACAAAAAGGAAGGAUAUGGCACAUUUUACUUUCCUGAUGGCAAGAGAUUUGAGGGACUUUACAAAGAUGAUGAACGGGAAGGUCCAGGCAUCUUUACCUAUGAAGAUGGACACCAAGAUGUUGGAUUUUGGCAUGGAGAAUGUGUUAUAAAGCUUUUAACACAGAUAGAAAAUGCUUUUACCAUUAAAUAUCAUCCAGAGUUUGAGUAUCAUCCCCAGAUCAUGAGCAUUCACAUAGAUCCUACAAUCGAUGGAAUGGAGCAUGUUAAAGAUGUAUUGCAGCCAUCUGAAAUGUUUGAUUACAUUCCUGAGGUGAAAACAAAUCAUAUAUUAACCAAGCUGUAUGUUGAGAAUCUUGACCCUCACAGUCUAGCUGUUGACCACCAAGCAUUUGAUAUAGAAUUCUUCAAAGAUUUAAACUUUUCAGAAAAGUCAAGGUCUGAAAUUCUGCUGUGGAAUAAAACACCAUCACUUGUUAAUCUUCAGAUUCAUAUUUUUAAACAUCGACUGGGAGCCACCAGCGCCAGCUUCAUGGUGGACAAGAUAUUACAGUUUGACCGCAGCAGUUUCAAGGAAUGUGGCAUAUUAGAGACUUCAUCAGAGGAACUUAUUAAAAUGGCAGCAGCAGGAAAUACAAAGCGCCUGGGCCAACUGCUGAAUUCAGGAACAGUUCAUCCUGAUGUUUCUGACAGACAUGGAUUUACAGCGCUUGUGGCUGCCACUAUCAACUGGCAUCAAGAUUCAAUCAACAUUUUACUGAAUGCUGGAGCAAACAUCAAUCAGCUAACUGAUGAAGGCGUGUCUGCUUUAACAGCUGGAAUGAUUUUCUACUAUCCUAUUGAAAGUUUUCAGAAGAACAUUGCUGAGAAAUAUAUGAUGAAAACAGCAACUGCUCAGCCGCAGGACCAGUCAAACUCUCAAAAUAGCUCUACUGUAACUGUCAGUCAAAAAGAACUCAAGAUCAGCCAACCAGACCAGAUUAAUCAGCACAAAACAGAAGAAGUACAACUGCACAUUUCCGAAGAACUUUCUGAAUCCAAAACAAAAGACAUCAAAAAUGAGGAAUCACAAGUUAUCAUUCAGAAAGAUAAUGUGUCUGAAGUAACAGCAAUGAAGAAAAAUAAAGAUGAUAGCUGUAACAGAGAAGAAGUAAGGGAAAGUGAUAAAGACUCAAUGCUAGAUGAUCAAGAGAAAGAUAAAGAAAUUGAUGAAGAGUUUGAGAGCAAUGUCAGUGUGCACAAUUUUGAGAUUGAUGUGACAGAUUACCUUGUUGAGCGUUGUGCCACGCAGCUCAGUUUAAAUGAGCGCAUAAUCAGCCAAGAGUCAACCACACUGCAGAUUGGCAAGGCACGCAAGUUGGCUAUUCAAAUGUCAUUGCACUCAAGAAUGAAGGAGACUUUAGAGCUGCUUCUGAGAAGAGGAGCAAAUCCAAAUACAUCGGAUGUGCCUAUGCCAGUGCUGUUUCUUGCCAUCAAGGCAGCUGAUGUGGACAUGGUGCGAACGUUAUUGUUACAUGGUGCUUCAACUCAAAUAUCUCUGCCAGAAGAUAAAGGCUGUCUGGCACCACUGCACAUUGCUUGUGCCAUACCAGGAGAGGAAGGUGUUGCCAUUACAGAACUGCUGCUAAAUGCAUUAGCUGACCCUGAUGUACGAGCUCUGGAAGAUGAUUCAUUUAUCAACCAAACCCUAGAGGAGGAGUGGUCUAAAGAUACUGUGAGCAAAGAAAGCAAACUUUUGCUUGGAGGACGCACACCACUUCACAUUGCUUGUGCCCGAGAUGACAAUUUCAAGAAUGCCUGUCGAGUGGUUCAUCUCUUGCUGGAACACAACGCAAACCCUAAUCUCUUGUGCAAUGGAUUCUCACCACUGGCAUUAGCCAUUGCCAGCGGCAAUGAUCUGGCUAUUGAUAAGCUGCUGCAAUAUGGUGCAGAUCCUAGCCUGACUCUGACCCAUGGUGUUGGCAGUGCACUUUGUGUUGCCACCUCUACAGAAUACGAGCAUCGUCGCACUAUCCAAGGCCGAAUACAGCUGAUUGAUCAACUUAUUAAAGCAGGAGCAAACAUUUUGGCUCCCAUUCCUGUUGGACCUAAACGUUCAAUAGGUACUGCUGUUGAUUUUGCAUACUACAUGUUCAACCAGGAUCGACGUAUUGCACAUAUGCCAUACCAUGCACUGACCCAUUCUGAACGGGAAACAUAUAAUGCCAGGCGUAAACUUCUAGCUCACAUUGGAGAUAUUCUCAGGGACAAAUCUGUAAAAAAAGAUAUGCAUCGCCUUAAAGAUGAAGAGAAUAAGGUUGCUAGAAGCAUCAGUUCCAGUGCAGACUUUGUCUAUGUUGGUGCUGGUGAAUCACUAAAAGCAGCAGGACAGGCAGGACAGGCAGGACAGGUUACCUUUGAGCACAAAACCAUGGAUGAUGACAAGAACAAGAAAUCAAACAAUGAAACUUUAUAUGCUGGGGAUCUGAAGAAACCACUGAACAAGUAUUGCUACGAAUGUGGCCGAUCAGUAGGUAUCCGGUUGUCUGCAUGUACAAGAUGCAAGGAGGUAUUCUACUGCAGCAAGGCCUGUAAACUGAAAGCCUGGAAUGCCCGACAUAGAGAGGAAUGCAUUAGAGUUGGCGGUCGAUCUCGUAGUCCAAGCCCGAUGGGAACUGGUAAAAGACACCUAGACAGUCCUGGUUUUGCCCAUGCAGAUCAAGUCAAAGUCAACAAGACCCAGGACAGUGCUUCCAUGGUCUAUACAGACAAAGUCAUUAAAACCCAGCCGAGUCCUACUUUGACCCAUGUAGACAAAGCCAAGAAAACCCAGCCAAGUCCUACUUUGACCUAUGUAGACAAAGCCAAGAAAACCAAGCACAGUGUUGCCGCUGAGAUCAGCAAGAACAAAAAUAGACUAAAAGCCAAUAUUCCUAUUGAAGACCAGAGUCAAAAUAUCAAGGGAGCAAUACUUAAGACUUCACAUGAUUUAGGCAGCAUACAGGCAAACAAACCUUUUAAGACAGAAGAUGGACGCUUAGUGUAUCUUGACAAUUACAGUUACAAUUAAAUCUGUAAACUUUAUUCUCUAAAUAUUCCACAUGUGUUUAAUGACAUCCGACUAUACUACCAUCAGACAUGCCAUAAAUGUUACAAUACUAGCUAAUCUAUCUCUGCUCUGAUACUGAUUUCACCAUGAUUUGAUGCUGUAAUGAUGUAUAAAGUUGCAGCUGAAGAUAGUGUUAUUGUGUAGCACCCUUAGGCAACGGCACUAUUGUCCCUUUGCCUAAUUGGCUGAAGGAUGACUUCUCUGUUUUAGCUCAUCCUUCAACUUACAUCCUUCACCACUACCUGGGAUUUUUGUCAAAUGUUUUGUUGCUAUCUCUGCUUUUGUUUUGUUGUCUUCUGUUCAGGAUUAUUUUGUAUUGUUUUUGUUGACUAAAGGUCUCUACAACCAUAUCUGUGCCAUUUCUACUACACUUCCAAUUUCACACUUUCUCAUCUCCAAGCCAUUUGAUUGACUUGCUUGCUACACAUUAGACUCAGGAUCUAUGUCUGGCAUAAGCCGAAAUCUCAUUUUUUGUGUACUGUUUUGCACUGCUUUUGUGUUGAUGAAACAUUUAAUUGUUACCAGCAAUCUGUGUGCAUGUCAAACAUGGACGACUACAUGUCUUCAUAAGGGUGUGGACAUGCUUUAACACUUGUGGAUCUCAUGAGCUCAGUGCUCUAGCAUUGUUCUGUCUGCUGAGAUUCAGGUCUUUCAAAUAGCUCAACUAACUUUGAAUCAUGAUUUGGAUUUUGCUCUCCAAAUUUUAAAAAGUAAGAAGACUUAGCUUGCUAUAUCCUUGAGAACACUAGCUCAAUGUGUUUAAAAUUUUAGUAAUUUUUAUAAACCAAAGUAAGCAAAUGCUCAGGUGACAAUAAUGUAAUGCUUGAUAAUCAAGUGAUUCAAUUAAGUGAAAGAUGAAAGAGAUGUAAUGUGUUUUGUUAUAAUAAUAAUAAUGGGAACUUAUAAUGCGCAGCAUCACGACCAAGAUAGAUCGUACUCUCUGCACAGACCACUAAUGAUAAAUGAAAGAUAACAGCAAUAGGACAGUGAGGUUAGUAUAGGUACACUGAAUAACAUAAAGAUGAAGUACAAGGGUAGAACGGAAAGCAAUGGAUGAAGGUAUGAAUGGAUGAAGAUACUAUAAACAGUGUUAGAUGAAGUCGUUACAUAACGGUUAGCAUGACAGACAGUAUUACCAGGGAGUUAAGACUAGUAAAUCAGGGAUAAUACUUUGUGGACAGAUAUUUUUUCAGAGAGCGUUAAAAUAUAGCCUUGGAGUCCGUGCAGCAAAUGUGAUGUGGAAGAGAGCUCCACUGCUUAUCAGCACAGAGGGAGAAUGUCCAUUGUCUGUAUGUGACUGUGUGGGAGGGAGGGAUAGAAUACUGGAGUCUAAUAAGGAAUGAAGGUUUCUUGCAGGAGUGUGCACAGGCAAGAUUUCAGUAAAGUAGUAAGGGGAGGAGCCUUCAAAGAAUCCAUAGCAUAGAGUUGAGAGCUUAUUUGUAGUUUAUUCUAGCUUUAACUGGUCGCCAAUGAAAACUAAGUACGAUCGAAAACAAAGCCAUAAGGGCUUUCAUCAGGAAGAAAAAUAAACUAAGCUUUUUAAGAUUUAUUUUUUGUGUGCAUAUGUUGUGAACAUCAUUCAUAAUUGUCCUUGGACUGCUCUUUCAUGAAGACUAUGAUCAAUAUUAUGAUCUAUCACCAUGUAUGCAAAUUGUUGUUCAAAGCGUACUGUGACAUAAUUCCUAACAACUUCAGCUUGUGUUCCUCUCGAGAUCUAUUUAAUGUAGCUUUAAAGUCAAUAACUGUGGUCUUUGGAUAUAAUAAUUUACCACUCACUUUUAUUUCAAGAAAUUCUACAUUAUAUGUACAAAUACUUGCAUAUCACUAAAGCUGUCAUGUUUUAAAGGUCAAAGAUUUUCUGCAAAGUAACUUGAAUGGAUUUUAUAGCUAAUAAGCUUAUUUUUCACUUAGAACUCUUUCUUUGUGGUCUUUCAUGUCCUUUUAUGAUUUUACAAUUUAUCUGCAAACUUCUUGGUAAAAAAGGUACAUAUCAGACGUGGAAAAAUACUUGUUCAAUCUCGGAAAAAA
Pomacea canaliculata is the source of this 7327-nucleotide messenger RNA. RefSeq names its product ankyrin repeat and MYND domain-containing protein 1-like. The transcript is spliced from 23 exons. The coding region runs from base 1823 to 5260 and encodes 1145 amino acids. Gene Ontology annotation, molecular function: protein binding. The record is from RefSeq and is a predicted model, not a curated record. NCBI's taxonomy places the organism in Eukaryota, Metazoa, Mollusca, Gastropoda, Architaenioglossa, Ampullariidae.